Messenger RNA from Phalaenopsis equestris, 621 nucleotides. RefSeq lists its product as uncharacterized. The transcript is spliced from 2 exons. NCBI's taxonomy places the organism in Eukaryota, Viridiplantae, Streptophyta, Magnoliopsida, Asparagales, Orchidaceae. Bases 56 to 391 code for a protein of 111 amino acids. The record is from RefSeq and is a predicted model, not a curated record.
ACCAAAGAUUCUGGUGAAAGUGACCGUGCAGAGAAGCUUGGGUCCGGUUCAGGUGAUGGCUUCAACGGAUUGGACGGUACUUGAUUUAAUGGCGGCCGUGAUUAAGAUCUACAUCGAAGAAGAAAGACUUCCAUUACUAUGCUCCACGGAUCCGUCCGCAUUCGGCCUCCACUAUUCCCAAUUCAGCCUGGAAAGUUUGGAUCCGGAGGAGAACCUGGUGAAUGUUGGUUCGAGGAGUUUUCUCCUUUGGCCGAAGCGGAAAUCUGGUUCGGGGAUCGGAGAUCUGCCCGUUGGGGCGGUGCCUUCUUCGCCGCCGGGAUGUUGGAAGGAGGUACAGAAGGGGUCCAGGACAGGUAUUCCGUGGCUUAGAUUCAUGGAUUGUUUGCUGUAGAUUGUUCCGGCGGAUGGAUGCUUGUGAAUUUUUCAUUAUUGUUCACUGGGGCUUGGAAGAAGGAUUGCAUUGGAGAGGUUGCAGGAAUUGAUAUAUGGGGAUGUAAUUGAGAAUUUAAUUUUAUUGUAUAUAUGAAUAGUUAUUAAUGAUGAUAUUUUAGUAGACGGAUUUGGUAAGCCAUCAAUAGCUUGUUUGAGUUUGCCAAGGAAAAAAUGAUUGAUGGAAUGGAU